CAGCGACAGCAGCAGCGGCGGCGGCGAGAGGCGGCCCGAGCGGUGUGGGUGGCUUUCAGCGGUGUCUGUUGUGGGCGGCGAGAGCGGCUGGAAGGGAGGCAGGGCAGCGGCAGGAGGCAGGAGCGCGGCGAGCGCAGCGGGCAGAGAAUGGCGCUGAGGCGGCGGCAGAGGCUCGGGCCGGGCGGCGGGCGAGCGCUGCUGGCCGCGCUGCUGCUGCUGCUGCUGUGCGUGUGGUGCCGGGCGGCGGCCGAGCGGGUCCGCUACGCCAUCGCCGAGGAGCUGGGCAGAGGCUCGCUCGUGGGGCCGCUGGCGCGGGACCUGGGGCUCAGCGCGGACGAGCUGCCGGCGCGCAAGCUGCGGCUGAGCGGGGAGAAGCAAUACUUCACGGUGAAUGAGGAGAACGGGAACCUGUACGUGAACGAGAGGCUGGACCGGGAGGAGAUGUGCGGCGAGUCGGUGACCUGCUCCGUCAGCUUCGAGGCGCUGGUGCACAACCCGCUGAACAUUUUCCACGUCGAGGUGGCGAUCGAGGACGUGAAUGACAACUCCCCAAUCUUCAGUGACGCUGCUCUGGAACUGGAGAUUGGUGAAUGGACGGUUCCUGGUGCUCGUUUUCCGCUGGAGAUGGCGCGAGACGCUGACGUGGGAAUGAAUGCUCUGCUGACUUAUCAGCUCACCAACAACCCGUCCUUCUCUCUGGCCUUAAAAGAGAGCUCUGAGGGAAGCAAGCAGCCGGAGUUGGUGCUGGACAGAGCAUUGGACCGGGAGAAGCAGAGUUCCUUUGAGCUGGUGCUGACAGCGGUAGACGGCGGGGACCCCGCGAGAUCCGGGACUGUCCAGGUUCGCAUCAACGUGACGGAUGCAAAUGACAACCCACCCGUGUUUAGCAAAGGUGUCUACGAGGCGCGAGUAGAAGAGAAUUUGCCGGCGGGGUCUCUGGUACUGCGAGUGGAGGCGACAGAUGCGGAUGCCGGCACCAACGGGCGAGUGUCCUACUCCUUCAGCAACGUCCCUGGCACCAUCAAGGCGUUGUUCACUGUCGACAGGGACAACGGCGAGGUCAGGACGGCGGGUCCCCUCGAUUUCGAGGAGAAGAAUAAAUACAUCUUCGGCCUGGAGGCGAAGGAUGGUGGGGGUUUAGUGUCGCAUUGUAAAGUGCAAAUAGAUAUAAUGGACGAGAACGACAACGCACCCGAGAUCACGGUUCUGUCGGUGUCCAGCCCCGUGCCCGAGGACGCUCCAAUCGGCACCGUGGUUGCCCUGCUGAAUGUGAAAGAUCCAGACUCGGGCGAGAACGGUCAGGUGUCGUGCGAGCUGUCGGGAGAGGCGCCGCUGUCGAUCGUGGCGUCGUCGGGCGGCUCGUACAAGGUGGUGACAUCGGGCGCGGUGGACCGCGAGCAGGCGUCGGAGCAUCGCGUGACGGUGGUGGCCCGGGACCGGGGCAGGCCGGCGCUGUGGAGCAGCCGGGAGCUGGUGCUGGAGGUGUCGGACGUGAACGACAACGCGCCGGUGUUCGAGGAGGCGGCGUACAGCGCGUACGUGGCGGAGAACAACGCGGCGGGCGCGCUGGUGCUGCGCGUGCAGGCGCGGGACGCGGACGCGGGCGCCAACGGGCGCGUGAGCUACUGGCUGGCGGGCGGCAGCGCGGGCGCGGCGGGCGCGGCGCCGCUGGUGUCGGUGGAGGCGCGGAGCGGCGCGCUGUACGCGCAGCGCUCCUUGGACUACGAGCAGUGCCGCGAGUUCACGGUGGCCGUGCGGGCGCAGGACGGCGGCUCGCCGGCGCGCAGCUCCACGGCCACGGUGCGCGUCUUCGUGCUGGACCGCAACGACAACGCGCCCAGGGUGCUCUGGCCCGCGGCGGCGGCGGCGGAGAGGCUGCGGGAGGGGCGGCGGCGGCGCCGGCUUUCGAGGUGGUUCCGCGCUCGGCCGAGGCCGGCUACCUGGUGGCCAAGGUGGUGGCGGUGGACGCGGACGCGGGGCGCAACGCGUGGCUGUCGUACGAGCUGGUGCAGGCGUCGGAGCCGGCGCUGUUCCGCGUGGGGCUGCACAGCGGCGAGGUGCGCACGGCGCGCGCCGUGGGCGAGCGGGACGCGGCCAAGCAGCGGCUGGUGGCCGUGGUCAAGGACCACGGGCAGCCGGCGCUGUCGGCCACGGCCACGCUGCACGUGGUGCUGGCCGAGAGCUUGCAGGAGGCGCUGCCGGAGCUGAGCGAGCGGCCGGCGGGCGCCGAGGCGGCGGCGGCCGAGCUGCAGUUCUACCUGGUGCUGGCGCUGGCGCUGCUCUCGGC
Zonotrichia leucophrys gambelii is the source of this 2287-nucleotide messenger RNA. RefSeq names its product protocadherin gamma-B5-like. Gene Ontology annotation, molecular function: calcium ion binding. The transcript has a single exon. The record is from RefSeq and is a predicted model, not a curated record. The coding region runs from base 148 to 2208 and encodes 686 amino acids. Lineage: Eukaryota; Metazoa; Chordata; Aves; Passeriformes; Passerellidae. Gene Ontology annotation, biological process: homophilic cell-cell adhesion. Gene Ontology annotation, cellular component: plasma membrane.